GAGAUAGAGAAAGUAACUAGAAUUUUUAAGAGAACUCAACUGCUAGUGUUCUUUUAAGGUGUUCAGUUGACUUAUUAGCUGAUUCAUUCUCUUUAGUUUUUGGAUCAUCUGGUAAUGGAAGCUGUUUGCUUCAUGGAAAUCAUCAUGCAUGGAACAACUCCUACUCACAUCAGCAGCACCCUUCAAGUGCUAGGAUUUGGCCCAAUUCACCCUCUUUUGUCAAUAGUCUUCAGCAUAUGCCUGCAUUUCCUAGAGUACCUCCUGUUAUGCUGAAUGCAGCAUCACCUGUACACAACCAACCACAUUGGGUUGGCUCCACCACUUAAUUCACCAUUAUGGGACAGGCAACAUGCCUAUGCUGGGGAAUCUCCUGACACCUCUGGUUUUCACUUGGGAUCUCUAGGGAGUGUUGGAUUUCCUGGUAGUUCUUCAUCACACGCUGUGGAAAUUGCUUCUCACAACAUUUUAUCACAUGCUGGUGGAAACAAUGGUGUGGUACACUCUCCUCAGCAAAUGUUUCACCUUUUCCCUGGAAGAAACCUUGUGAUAUCCAUGCCAGGCUCUUUUGAGUCUCCCAAUGAACGUGUAUACUUCAAAGAUGCUCUGGCUGCAAUAGAUGAGCACUGUCAAGGAACCUAUGAUUCGUUUGUUUGCCAAUUAAUUUCAAGAAUAAAUGCAAUGUGGGCUAUGCAUUCAUCAACACGAUUGAUCCACAACAGAUUAUUCCAUUCCAUAAGGCAUUCAAUGGCAAAAAAUGGGAACAGUUCAUCAGUGAAAAAGUGGCAUUGCUUGCAUAUGCUAGGAUUCAAGGAAAAGCUUCUCUUAUUGCCCAUUUCCAGAACUCAAGCUUGAUGAAUGAAGAUAAACGAUGCCACCCUAUUCUUUUUCAUAUUGAUGGCACGAAUGCUGGUGAUCAGGAGCCCUUUCUCGUGGGUACUAACAUUCGAUCAAAACCUGGAAAGCCUCAAACUACCAGCCCUGAGAAUAAUCGCCAAGGCAGCUCUUCGACUUCAGCUAAGGAGGAGGAACCGUGCAAUGGGGUAGACUCUUGGUCAAGUUAAUCCCAAGUAUUCUGACUGAGCUGUCUGCUUUACCAAGCACUAAUUGUGAAGUGGCAGUUUUGAAAACCCAAAUGCAUUUUGGAACUAUAGUUUCUUGGCCAUUUCAUCUAUUUCUAUGAAAAUUUUGUAUGAAUGGCCGAUUUGAGCAUGGAGAACAGCUUAAAAAUGUUCCCGAGUCUAUGCAUGACUCCAAUGAUCCCUGCUGUUCUGAAUUUUGUAUUCUGAUGCUUCCAAAUGCAAUUUCCAUCUCUUUUGCUCAAAGAGGGAGAGAGAUGUGUCAUAUUAUAAGUAUUCUAGUACUUGAAUUUUCAAACUUCCUUUUGUUUUUGUUGAGAUGAUCAAACUAAUUACAACAAUAAUUUAAGAUUUUGGUGUUAAUAUUUGAAGAACAAUCACAUGAUUAUAUAAUGUAGUUUAUACAACAUAAUACAAAUUACUAAACAUAAGAAGUAAGAAUUGAAUUGAGUUUUACAUAAUAUUAGCAUUUAAAAACAAAGAGAGAUUUCAAAGAUUACGAAACAACAUUCAGAUCAAGCAGAUGUGUGGAAUCCACCCAUUUGUUUUGGUUUAAUUUCCUGCCCAUUCCAAGAUA
This is a messenger RNA of Rubroshorea leprosula, 1653 nucleotides long. The record is from the annotation of a GenBank genome assembly. NCBI's taxonomy places the organism in Eukaryota, Viridiplantae, Streptophyta, Magnoliopsida, Malvales, Dipterocarpaceae.